UUCGGCAUCUCGUUCGACGGCUCGUCCUCCGUGGCGCGUUCGGACUGGACUCUCCUUACCGCGGCUUCUUUCCCUGACAGUGAUUCGGACGUUCGCGAUGCGCUCAUUGGGCCUGUAUGGACUCGCGCAUCGAACAAGACGCUCGCUGGCGCUUUUCCAGCUGCGUACGACGACACAUCGGGCGUUCAGGCAAGUGGUCAGACGAGCCCGGCGCAGGGUGCAAUGUUCGCAGCGUUGGCUUUGGGGUGA
Schizophyllum commune H4-8 is the source of this 249-nucleotide messenger RNA. RefSeq lists its product as uncharacterized. The record is from RefSeq and is a predicted model, not a curated record. The annotation marks the transcript as partial. The transcript is spliced from 2 exons. Lineage: Eukaryota; Fungi; Basidiomycota; Agaricomycetes; Agaricales; Schizophyllaceae.